UGUUUGUAAAAAGCUAUAAUUAUAUGCUACGUGCUAGGGAAAGGUGAAAACAAUAUGGAAGGAAAGUCUAAUGCCUACGGUGGUGUGUAUUGAACGGUUACCGCAGGCAACUGGAACGUACACACCAAGCAUGGCACAAAAUGGCGAGUGAUUCCAGUGAAGAAGGAUAUUUGUUGACACCGGAAGAAUAUGAUGUACCCAGAGAAGUUAAAGAUACUCCAAUUCAAGCAAAUAGUACAAAUGAGGACGUGUGUAACGUAGAAGACAUACCCAACCGGAGCAAUGCAACUAAAGAAGUAACACAGGCUGAUCUUACAUCAUCCGACAAUGAUGAAGAAUCAAAACAACGACAUAGAAGUUCAACAGUGUCACCCUAUCCCUCUAAUUCAACUCAGGAGGAUUAUUCACGCACUAAUAGUGAUGCUGGAAAUCAAGAGAGAAACAAUCGUAGUAUACCGGAUUUUACACAAAAUGACAUAACUGCAGCUGGUGUAGUUGUAACUGAAAUGCAAGCUUGCCGUAAUGUAGAAAUUUACAAAUGUCUAAAUAAAAUAUCCGAGGGAACAUAUGGUUCUGUCUAUAGAGCCCUAGAUACAGAGACUGGAAACAUUGUUGCUUUGAAACAUAUAAAAUACCAUGAAGGACACUGGAAAGAAGGAUUCCCUGUAAGCUAUUUGAGAGAAAUAUCCAUAUUGCUUGAACUCAGACAUCCAAAUGUACUCAGUGUAAAAGAAGUUGUUACCAAUGAAGCUAGGGAUCAAUAUUAUGUGGUAAUGGAAUAUGUAGAACAUGAACUCAAAACAUUGUUGCAUGAUGGGAAACCCGAUUUCACACUAUCGGAACGUAAGUGCUUGCUUUAUCAGCUGCUCCGUGGUGUAGAAUACCUGCACUCCCACUGGGUUCUACACCGAGAUUUGAAAACGACAAACAUAUUGUAUAAUAAUAAGGGGGUACUAAAAAUAUGUGAUUUUGGAAUGGCCAGAAAGUUUGGACGACCCCUGAAAAAUUAUACCCAAAAUGUAGUUACGCAUUGGUAUAGAGCGCCUGAACUAUUUCUUGGCCAGAAUCACUACGAUGAAGCAGUGGAUAUGUGGUCAGUCGGUUGUAUAUUUGCCGAAAUAAUAUGUGGAAAGCCAAUGUUCACGGGUUCAUCCGAUGCAGAUACCCUGGAUAAAAUAUUUAGAUGCUGUGGAACUCCAAAUAAUGAAACGUGGCCAGGAUUUAGCGAAUUGCGUCUAGUAAAAGAAGGAAAGUUUCCAAUAAGUAAACAUAAGCCCAAUUUCCACGCAUUCUUCAAGAAUAAUUUAACAAGCAAUGACCAAUGCUACAUGACCGAAGCAGGUCUGGAUCUCCUAAUGAAAAUGCUAACGUUAAACCCAUCAAAACGUAUAAGUGCUAAAGAAGCAAUGGAACAUCCCUAUCUUACUACGGAAAAACCCAGGACACAGGCAAUCGAACUUAUGCCUACUAUACCGGAUACAAAUGCUAAAAUAAGAGUAAAAAGAUCUCCUGAUGAAGAAUCAAACAAGAUGUCAAGAUUUGCUGGUAGAGUUAACCCAGUUAAGUUCUUAGCUCUUAUGGAAAGGAAUAGAUCAAAAAAAACAAGUCGGCAAUUUGAAUAAGGACUAGAGAGCAUGUACAUAUGACGUUAGUCACUGAAAAUUUUUUGAUACAGUUGAGAUUUUAACGUGUGAAGAAUUGAUAACAAUCCUUUCUCAUUUCCGUACAGGGCGUGUCUUUAGCGUAUAAAGCAUAGAUCCGAUAUCAAGACUCAGACCAAAGAGACAUAUACGAAACGUUAUAUUACUAUUAAAUGGGAUAAAUGAAUGUCAUAAUAUACCAAUCGAAUCGUUCAAAUGCGCCAAUCUAUAU
This is a messenger RNA of Babesia bovis T2Bo, 1872 nucleotides long. RefSeq names its product Protein kinase catalytic domain C family protein. NCBI's taxonomy places the organism in Eukaryota, Apicomplexa, Aconoidasida, Piroplasmida, Babesiidae. Bases 141 to 1622 code for a protein of 493 amino acids. The transcript is spliced from 2 exons. Gene Ontology annotation, cellular component: nucleus. The record is from RefSeq and is a predicted model, not a curated record. Gene Ontology annotation, biological process: protein phosphorylation; regulation of mitotic cell cycle. Gene Ontology annotation, molecular function: cyclin-dependent protein serine/threonine kinase activity; ATP binding.